AUGUGGGAGAAAUUGCAGAAUGCUUAUGAAGGGGACAAAAAGGUUAGAAAUACAAAACUUCAAACACAUAGAAUGUUGUUUGAAAGUCUCAAAAUGCGAGCAGAUGAAAUUAUAGUUGCGUAUUUCUUAAGAGUAGAUGAAGUGGUCAAUUCCUUGAAAGGUUUGGGAGAGAAGCUGGAUGAUAAAGUAGUUGUUCCAAAAAUCUUAAGAUCGUUGCCCCUAAGAUUUUAUGCCAAAGUUCCAGCAAUAGAGGAGAUGGUUGAGUUAGGAAAAUUAACAGUUGACAAGUUGCAUGGCAUUUUAACUGCAUAUGAAAUGUGGACUAAUGUUGAGAGCUCAUCAAAUAAGGAAACAACUUUUAAAGCUUCAAAGAAGGGUAAAGAAAAGGAGCAGAAAUCCAGAGAGAGUUCAGAAGAAGACUUUGAGAAUGAAACAACACAUCUUGUUAGGAAGCUGAAAAGAGGCUUUGGUAAAUACAAGGGCAUGUUGCCAUUAAAGUGCUUCAACUGUGGGAAAAUUGGUCACUUUGCAUCAAAAUAUCCUUAUGAAAAAGAAAAUGACAACGAUGAUGAAAAAGAAUCAAGGUUCAAAAAUAAUAAGAAGUUUGUGAAAAGAGAAAAGAAGUUUUGGAAAUAUAAAAGAAGUCUCUAUUCCAAGGAAGACAGUGAUUCUUCUCCUAGUAGUGAAGAAGAAAAUCAUAAUGAUGAAAUCUUGUUCAUGGCUAUUGAAGACAUUCAAGAAGAGGUAGACUACUUUGAUGAAGAAGAUGUGGAGGUUGAUCUUGAACAAGAGUUGAUUAGUGUAGAGGUUGAUCUUAGACAAGAAUUGAUCCAAAAAGUUGAAUAUAGCAGUAGGUAA
Cryptomeria japonica (Japanese cedar) is the source of this 858-nucleotide messenger RNA. RefSeq lists its product as uncharacterized. The transcript has a single exon. The record is from RefSeq and is a predicted model, not a curated record. NCBI's taxonomy places the organism in Eukaryota, Viridiplantae, Streptophyta, Pinopsida, Cupressales, Cupressaceae. Bases 1 to 858 code for a protein of 285 amino acids. Gene Ontology annotation, molecular function: zinc ion binding; nucleic acid binding.